Messenger RNA from Ostrea edulis (European flat oyster), 4169 nucleotides. RefSeq lists its product as uncharacterized. The record is from RefSeq and is a predicted model, not a curated record. NCBI's taxonomy places the organism in Eukaryota, Metazoa, Mollusca, Bivalvia, Ostreida, Ostreidae. The transcript is spliced from 5 exons. The coding region runs from base 219 to 2603 and encodes 794 amino acids.
UAUUUAGUGGGUGUGUCACGUGAUGAGUGUUUACAUAAUUAUUUUUGGGGUUUACGCCCGAACAGCGAGUUCUCCACACUCUGCUAGAUUGACAGCCUAAUCAACGCAUCACAUUGUACACGGAUUACAGUGCGUGUGCUACUUUCAUUGUCCAGACGAUCUGACAUGUCAAAUAAUACGUAAACACUGGACAUCUGAACAGAUGAAAAACAGCUAUCAUGUCAGACUACAAGAGUAUAACCUUUGGUGUGAACCUCGUUGAAGCAUCAAAAGCAGAAUAUGACUUUUUACUUGAGGUCCAAAAUCUGGAUUGCCUUAGAGACGAUGAUGUGCUCCGUAAUUCCAUGCGUCGUUACGAAAUGCUUUGGCUUCCCCUGGUCAGCUCCCAAGGCAAGAGCAUUCAGUCCGAAUAUUUACAUCCACCAAUUGACAUAGCCUGGGUAUGGCAUUGUCACAUGCUAGCUCCACAUAAGUAUGCCGAAUAUUGCAAGUCGCAAUAUGGAAGAGUUCUUGAUCACUCGGUGAUAAAGUCGAUGGCUGGACACGAGUUAACGCAGAAUAUCUGGUAUAAAACUUAUCCCAGCGAGCCAUUUCUUCUUAACCAAGAAAUAGAGCAUGGAAAACUUCCACAAGUUUCAAUGUCUUAUAAAUCACGUAUGUCGUAUGAUCUUUUGGCAGCCAUCCAUCGACAGCAGGACUUUUUCUACAAUGUUCAUCUACCUCAUUACCGAGACACCAAAUUCUUACAUUCUGCGUUGACUAGGUACCAGAAGUUCCUGUAUCUGAAGAAGAAAAAUCCCUCCGACUUCCUUGUACCUUGUUACGAUAUUGAUUUGAUCUGGCACACUCAUCAACUUCAUCCAGUUGAUUAUGCGAAAGUUACUUGCUCAUUGCUUGGCCGUGUGCUUGUCCAUGACGACACAGUGACCGAUAGAAAUCCAGAGUCCAAACUUUCGUUGUCUGAUGAAAAUACAAGAAAAUUGUGGCGCGAGGAAUACAAUGAAUCGUUUUCCAAUUUUGGUGCCAUGUAUCGAGGCGAUUCUCCAAGAAAUAAACUUUAUCGCCUCACCCGGCAAGAUAUCGAAACAAUGUGUGGCAGAAAAGCUAAUGUCGUUAUUCAAGAAAUAUCUGUAAUGUCACCAAAUAAAAUUGGUGCGAAAAAUAUCAAAUUGAAAAUCUACAAGACCGAUGCUAUAUGUCGGAGUAAUCAAUUUAUAAAAAAACUGACAGGUAAAAUUGGAAAUUUGACAUGGAGUAACCAGGACAUAAGCUUUGCAUAUGGUCCCUACAACCCCACACUAGUUUUUGAACUUUCAACCAGGACUGGCAUAUUUGGUGGAUAUUCUAUAAAGAUUGCUGGAUUUCAAGAAAAAUUUGGUCUUUAUCUCAACCGCCCAGGACUCGAGAGAGGUAGUGAAUUUCAGUUUGAAAGAGAUAUGCAGGUAUCAAAGGCAUUAUCGGCAGCGAAAUGUUUCGUAAGAGGAACAAUUUCACGCCCCGUUCCUGAUGACAUUGUCCUCUCUUUGGAUCCUGGUAAUUAUGAAGAAGCAAACAUGCCAACAGAUGUAGAACAAUUAUGGGGACCAGUUCCUUUGCCAAAGUCCAAUGCACAAAAUAUUUGCCAAGUGGCUUCUCACAGGUUGCGAGACCAAAGUGGAAAUGUGGUUUUCACGUGUCGCUUGAUACACAGUGUGAGUGUUAUGACGUCAGUUGUUCAUGUAUUUUACCACGACAAAAUGGCGGUAGUUGCACACGUGAUCGGUUCUGACCAAUUACCAAUGAAUUCCCAAGUAAUGGAAAACUUAACGUUAAACCCAGGAGCUGGUGAGAGGGCGAUAGUUAUCAAAACUGAGGAGGGGGAUUCUUUGAUACUCGUGGGAAAGUGGUCCGGAUUUGUCCGAGGGCAAGCAGGGAAAAAAGGUCAACGAGGAGUUCGUGGAAAUCCUGGUCAUCUCCAAGUUAAUGUAUAUCGAGUUGAUCAUAAAAGCCCACCACGAAAACAAGAAAUUCAUUUGGGGAAAAGCAUUAUAGAAUUUGAAGGGGUUCGAUUAGACCUCGAGAAAAGCAUACUAACUUGUCGCAGCAACAACGCUGGACAGGUUCCUCAAUAUGUGGCUCUGUCAUUUGCCAUCCCUCUCCUCCACGUCCUCUGUGUACCACGCCCCUCAAACUGGAAACCAGGAGAUUCCCUAAAACCUAAAGUUACAAGUAGAGGUCAACGAAAAAUUGAAAGAUUUCCGGACGAAAACAUGCCUUUUAUGAUGGCUGCUGGUCUUCUACUUUUGACACCCUCUAACCACUACAUUUACCAUACUUACGGUACCAAUGUUUGUGCGGGAUGUGCAGCUGGUGGAAUGGUAUCAGAGUCUCCUGGUAUAGGAUUUGAACAAGACCAGUGUGUCAUCGAUUCAGACGGAGGGUGUUUUGGUGGUGGUGGAGAUGGCACUGAUUGUGGUGGUGGUUGUGGUGGAUGUGGAGGCUGUGGUGGAUGCGGUGGCGGUGGCGGAUGCGGUGGUGGCGGUGGAUGCGGUGGUGGUGGUGGAUGCGGAGGAGGGUGUGGCGGUGGUGGUUGUGGAGGAGGAUGCGGAGGUUGUGGAGGUUAAUUACUUAUAAAGUCGUACAAUGGAAGAUAAAGUUACAUGAUAUACGUCAUAUACAAAUUUUGUGAUACCAAGAUAAAUUAACUGCUGAUCAUAUCAUUAUUCCACUGUUUGUUUUCCUGCUUGUUUCAUGUAUGUCUAUAAGCCUCCUCACUGCAUUAGUGUUGCAAAACUACUACCUAUAUAAUGACGAAGACUUACUUAAUAUGUAUAUGAUCUCUCUUUCAUCAUUAUAUAAACUAAGAACUAACUACAUGUAUAUUUGGUAUUGCUUUAGAACUGAAUUCACAUAUACUGUGUAUACGUCUUUCAACAAAAAAUCCAACAACAACAAUGAAUUGAAUAUGACCCUUUUACCAGUAAAAGUGAACUUCAUAUCGUGUGUUUGUGUCCAUUGACUGAUAUUUCCCAUCCAUAAACUUUUAACUGCAGAAAAUACCCGUUAUUCUGCAUACACAUUUUUCACGAUAAUUUCAUAUUUCUUUGUAAUUCUUACCCACAAUUUUCAUUAACCAGUUUUGCCAUUUAAUAUCAAGGUACUUUAGAAAAUAAUGUAUCAAAGCGUCUCACAUUUCUGUAUUUUGGAGCGAAAUUGAGUGUGAUAGAAUAAUUACAAUAUACAUUUGUAUAUCAAUUACCUGUUGAGGUGUUUAUAUCUCUCAACUGAUUCGAUACGCAAGAGCUUGUUCUGCGUAUAGUCAGUUUUUAAAUCGAGGCAAGCUACUGUCAAACAAGUUGAUGGUAUAGGGGUUUCAACAGUCUCGAUUGAAGUCAGCAUUUCGUAAAUGCAAUGGUCGUUAUAUCGAUCUAGUUCGUCAAUAUAACCUAUGAUUGGGUCAAAUGCUGUCUGACGUGUUUCAUACAGAUUAUUAGGCCGUUCUUGUCACACUGAUUUUAACUACGGAUAACUCCGUUUACCUGAUCAGGAUAUAGGGCUCACGGCUGGUGUGACCGGUCGACAGGGGAUGCUUACUCCUCCUAGGCACCUGAUCCAACCUCUGGUGUGUCCAGGGGUCCGUGUUUGCCCAACGAUCUAUUUUGUAUUGCUUACAGGAGUUAUGAGAUUGAUCACUGUUCGUUAUCUUCGCCUUUCAUGUACCAAUAAGUGAUCAUCUUAUGCAAAUGUGCUGGGUACCAUGGAUAGUGACCUUUGAUCUUGAACGUUAUGUUCACAUAAUGUUUUAAGCUUUUAUGGGUAAAUUCCUCAAGUCAAUGUCUCUUGUUCCUAGUUUGUGGCUUUGAAAUUACCCAUAUAUGAUGUACCUUUUGUUUUACAAUAUUUUAAAGAUUAAGAAUUAAAGCUCAUAAGAUGGUGCUGUAUAUACCAUCCCUCAAUGGAAAUGGUGCACUAGUCGACUCUAAGGCCCUUGAGGCCUUUGAUAUAGGGCUGAUGGUGGAUGUGAUCGGUCGACAGGAGACAUUUACUCCUUCUAGGCACCUUAUGUCACGCCUGGCUUAUCCAGGGGUCCGUGUUUGCCCAACUACCUAUUUUGUGUAUCUUCUCAAUGUUAUGUGAUUGAUUGCUGUUUGUUAUCUUAACCUUUUCAUAAACCAAUUUACGACAAAGUC